CAACCUGCCAUCUCACUGUGAACGGAUGGCAGCUUCUCCCAGUUCAUAAUCCCAUUUCUUACUUCUUUACGGUCUUUACCUACGGUAAUCGAAAAACGGAGAUAUGCUAAAGUUUGAAAGUCAGGUCUAGUACCUCAUUAGCAACCUCUUCGCGCAGCGGCGCCCUCGAAUUUUCUCACUUUCACUUCACUUUCUCUUGACGGCGGUGCUAUUUUAUGAACAGCAAUGGACCUUGCAAAUACCCUAAUUCGGACGGUAGCGCGGUCCUUCUACGAGACUCGUCACAUUCUCAUAGUCGAUGCGCUCUUCAUUCAUUCGGUGCUCCAUGCGGAAGACCUCGCCUUCCUCCUGGGAAUGCAGCAGAAAGACCUGCGCAAACUUUGCGCCAAGUUACGCGAAGAUCGUCUGAUUGCAGUUAAUACACGAGCUGAGAUUCGCGAUGGUUCAACCCGCCCGGUCAACCGAGAGUACUACUACAUCCCGCUACAUCCGGUCAUUGACGCGAUUAAAUACAAGGUUUCUAAACUGACGUCUACAAUCAAACUGCAAUAUACACCGAGCCAGGAGAGGAAGGAAUAUAUUUGCCUGAGAUGUGGGGCCGAAUGGACGGAGUUGGACGUUCUAAGUCUUUACUCGGAAGAGGGCUUCGAGUGCCAGAAUUGUGGAGCUAUUCUCGAGCGCACGGAGGACGUCAAAGGAAGCGAGGGCAUCGACCGUACCGGUCACGAGAAGAAUAGUAAGCUCAUGGCGCAGCUAGACGGGAUGCUGAAACUUCUCAAACAAAUUGACUCCGUGGAAAUCCCCCCCAACGACUUCGAUACCGCCUGGGACCACAAGAUUGAUGUCGUGCGCAACCAACACACCAACCCCACCAGAGCAGCCGUCGUUGUGCCAUCCAAGAAGCAAGAAGCCGUCCGCGGCAAUCUCAAGACGGACGCCAGCGCGCUCGAGAUCUCUCUAACAUCCUCGGAAGAAAAAAGCGCCGCCGAGCAAAAGGAGGAAGCAGCCCGCAAAGCCGCGCUGGAGAAGCAAAAUGCCCUUCCAGUCUGGCACACCCACUCCACAGUCUCCACAACAGCUGGCAACGUCAGCUCGAUCAAAACAGAACCCGACGUCAAGAUCAAGCCCGAGCUUCUUAAGGAGGAAGAAGACCAGAAACCGAGCCUCGUUGAUCUGGACGACAAAGUCGCCGCGUACUACGCCGAAAUGGAGCGUGAGAAGGCUCUACAGGCACAAGAAGAUGCCAGCAGCGCCGAAGACUCAGAUGAAUUCGAUGAGUUCGAGGACGUCGGUGUCUCUGCUUCUGCUUCUCCGGCUGUGGGGGGUGUGAAUGGUGCUGACCCAACUCGUGCACCGAGUGGCAUCAAGCGGGAGCUUGAUACAGAUUCCGGGACCAGUGCGCCGCAGACGGCGACGGGAACGCCCUCGACUCCGGCGGAUGAGGGGCCAGCAGCGAAGAAGAUCAAGACUGAGCUGGAAAAUGAGGUCAAGAAGGAGGAGUCUGAUGAGGAUGACGAGGAGUUUGAGGAUGUCUAGUUCUCUUUUCUAUGGGCGCUGGCGCUCAAAGUACUAUAGACUAAAGAUUUUGUGUUUUUUCCUGGUCACGCUCUGGCUUACUUAGGUGAUUUAUCAAGCACGAGAAUCGAAAUAUGUGAAAUCAUCUC
Aspergillus nidulans FGSC A4 is the source of this 1664-nucleotide messenger RNA. RefSeq names its product putative transcription factor TFIIE complex alpha subunit. The transcript is spliced from 3 exons. Lineage: Eukaryota; Fungi; Ascomycota; Eurotiomycetes; Eurotiales; Aspergillaceae. The record is from RefSeq and is a predicted model, not a curated record. Gene Ontology annotation, biological process: DNA-templated transcription; regulation of DNA-templated transcription; transcription initiation at RNA polymerase II promoter. The coding region runs from base 226 to 1536 and encodes 436 amino acids.